Messenger RNA from Dictyostelium purpureum, 1302 nucleotides. RefSeq lists its product as uncharacterized. The coding region runs from base 1 to 1224 and encodes 407 amino acids. NCBI's taxonomy places the organism in Eukaryota, Evosea, Eumycetozoa, Dictyosteliales, Dictyosteliaceae. Gene Ontology annotation, molecular function: calcium ion binding; calcium-dependent phospholipid binding. The transcript has 6 exons. Gene Ontology annotation, cellular component: plasma membrane; cytoplasm. The record is from RefSeq and is a predicted model, not a curated record.
AUGUCACACCCAAAUUACCCACCACAAGGCUACCCACCACAACAAGGAUACCCACCACAACAAGGCUAUCCACCACAACAAGGUUAUCCACCACAACAAGGUUACCCACCACAACAAGGUUAUCCACCACAACAAGGCUAUCCACCACAACAAGGUUACCCACCACAACAAGGUUAUCCACCACAACAAGGCUAUCCACCACAACAAGGUUAUCCACCACAAGGUUACCCACCACAACAAGGUUAUCCACAACAACCAGUUGUUGGUAUUCCACUUGCAGGUUAUGUUGAUGGUUAUUACUAUGGUGGUAUUUCUCAUGAUGCUCGUCAUGAUGCUGAAAUCUUAAGAAAAGCCAUGAAAGGUAUUGGUACAAAUGAAUCUGAUCUUAUCAAAGUUCUUGCUAACAGAUGUUGGGCCGAACGUGAACAAAUUAAAAGAGAAUUCUCUGCUAAAUACAGCAAAGAUUUAAUCCAUGAAGUUAAAUCAGAAGUUUCAGGUAACUUUGAAAAAUGUUUAGUUGCUCUUUUAACUGAACCAUGUGCUUAUGAUGUUGAACUUCUUCAUAAUGCCAUGCAAGGUGCUGGUACAAAUGAAAAUUGUUUAAUUGAAAUUUUAGUCACUCGUUCAAAUGCUCAAAAAGAAGCAAUCAAAAGAUUAUAUCAUUCAAAACAUGGUAAAUCAUUAAAGAAUCGUAUGGAAUCUGAAGCUUCUGGCGACUUUAAACGUUUCCUCGAACAUAUUAUCGAACCAAGAGAUGAAAACCCAGCUGUCAAUCCAGGUCUCGUUGCCACCGAUGCUGAGGUUUUAUACAAAGCUGGUGAAGGUAAAAUUGGUACUGAUGAAAAGACUUUCAUUAAAAUCCUUUGUGAACGUUCAUUACCACAUAUUGCCGCUGUUUCUCACGAAUACGUCAAACACCACAAGAAACACACUCUCAUCAAAGCCAUCGACUCUGAAUUUAGUGGUUCAAUUAAAACUGCUCUUUUAGCCAUUGUAAACUAUGCUCUUAAUCCAUUCGGUUACUUUGCUGAUAUCCUCAAGAACUCAACUAAAGGUGCUGGUACAAAUGAUAAUAAACUUAUUCGUACUAUUGUUACCCAAAUGCAUAAUAUGCCACAAAUUAAAGUUGCUUACAGUAACUUAUUCAAAAACUCACUCACCCACGAUAUUUCAAAUGAUACUUCAGGUGAUUACAAAAAACUUUUAUUAGAUAUCUGUAAUUAAAAAAAAUAAAAAUUUUUUUAUUGUUGUAAAAUAUAAUAAAAUAAAAUAAAAUAAAAUAAAAUAAAAUAAUGUUAAAUU